Molecule: messenger RNA, 1311 nt
Organism: Heterobasidion irregulare TC 32-1
Lineage: Eukaryota; Fungi; Basidiomycota; Agaricomycetes; Russulales; Bondarzewiaceae
Exons: 4
Coding region: 1-1311 (436 amino acids)
Biological process (GO): phenylalanyl-tRNA aminoacylation
Cellular component (GO): cytoplasm; mitochondrion
Molecular function (GO): phenylalanine-tRNA ligase activity; ATP binding; tRNA binding
Source: RefSeq, a predicted model, not a curated record
AUGGCCACCCGCGCGCUGCUGCACCUCGCCGCCCGUCGAACGAGCCCGGCGCUGCGUCGGCACCAGAGCACGGCGGCCGCGCGGAUCUCCGUCCUCGGGCAGUCGUACCCCACCGACGCGUACACGAACAUCACGCCCUCCAUCGUCGCCAAGUUCGCCCAGGCCCUGCACGCGCAGCCAGGCCACCCGCUCUGCACCCUCCGCACGCGCAUCGAGCACCACUUCGCCGACUACGCGCACCUCUCGCCCGCCUCGCCGCUCGUCACGCCCUACCAGAACUUCGACUCGCUCUCCUUCCCCGCCGACCACCCCGGCCGCUCCAAGACCGACUCGUACUAUGUCAACCGCGACCUCAUGCUCCGCACCCACACCUCCGCCCACGAGGUCGACACCUUCCGCAGCGGCGCCCCCCGCUGGCUCCUCACCGCCGACGUCUACCGCCGCGACGAGAUCGACGCGUCCCACUACCCCGUCUUCCACCAGAUGGAGGGCGCCAGCCUCUUCGGCGUCGACCCCGCCAGCGUCCGCGCCCUCGAGGACGACUGCGCGCGCAUGGAGCGCGCCCUCGCAGCCGCGAACAUCGCCAUCGAGGACGUGCCCCACGUCUCCGCCGCGAACCCCGCCCAGCCCGCGCACGACCCGCGCCGCGCCGCGCUCAUCGCGCGCCACCUCAAGCUCUCGCUCAACGGCCUCCUCUACGCGCUCUUCGCGGGCCUCGCCCGCGCCACCGCCGCCGACCCGCUCCGCGUGCGCUGGAUCGAGGCGUAUUUUCCGUUCACGACGCCCAGCUUCGAGGUCGAGGUCUUCUUCCGCGGCAAGUGGCUCGAGAUCCUCGGCUGCGGCGUCGUCCUCCAGUCCACGCUCGACCGCGCCCACGUCGCGGACAAGAUGGGCUGGGCGUUCGGCCUCGGCCUCGAGCGCAUCGCCAUGAUCCUCUGCUCCAUCCCCGACAUCCGCCUCUUCUGGUCGCGCGACCCACGCUUCCUCUCGCAGUUCACCCCGGGCGAGUUCGCCACCUUCCGCCCGUACUCGAAGUACCCCGCGAGCUACCGCGACGUCAGCUUCUGGCAGCCGCCCGGCGGUUUGCACGACAACGACGUGUACGACCUCAUCCGCGACGUCGUCGGCGACUUGGCGGAGGACGUCGCGAUCCUCGACAGGUUCGCGCAUCCAAAAACGAAGCGCGACAGCAUGACCUUCAGGGUGAACUACCGCUCGAUGGACAGGUCUCUGGUCAGCGAGGAGGUCAACGAGCUGCACCAGCAGGUGGAAUCACGCCUGAGAGAGCAGCUGGGAGUUGAGAUUCGUUGA